CAGCUCAUUGCGCGUCCACGGCCGCCCAGCCCGUCCAAUCCAGCCCGUCGCGCGAGAGCUCUGCGAGCCGCCCGCGUCGCCGCCCCGCACUGCCCCGAUCGCCCGUGCAGCUCCGCCCGCACCGCCUGCCUGCCCGACACACGGCCCCGAGCUCCCCCUCACAUUUGAUGGCCACGUCCACGGCCCUGCCCGCUUGCGCACAGCCGCGCUAGCACAGGAGUCGGCCGCAGCGCCGCCCAGCAUCCGCGCGCUCCUGCACGAGCUGCCGUGCAACGUUCCAGCACCGCCGCCAAGAUGGACGGCCGGCCGCGCAACAACUACCCCAAUGGCCUGGGAGACCCGCGCGCCCCGGGCAGAGGCCCCGCGCCUGGAGCUUCGCGGGGGCCGCCCUCCACCACCAGCUCGGGCGCCGCGUCGUCGUCCAUGUCUCGCGCCGAGCGCUUCGACGACGAGCGCCGCCGCAUCACCGAGAGCUGCUUCGCCAAGGUCGACGACCAGGGGCAGCUGCAGGAGUCGUACAUCACCCACAUCCGCGUCACCGAGGAUGCCGUCUAUCCCCAGUCGCCGGCGCCGCCCACCUCGGCCGCCUCCAACAAGAAGGGGCGUAUCAUCAUGAUCUCCGUGCGGAACACGGGCCGAGUCAAGCUGCACAAGGCGCGUGAGAACGCCAACGGCAGCUUCUCCAUUGGCAAGACCUGGCCCAUGGAGGAUCUCACCGCCGUCGAGAACUUCGUACAGCUGGAGCCCAAGUCCCAGGAAGAAGAGCAGAAGAAGCAGUGGGCCGGCGAGAAGGGCUUCAUGGUCACCAUCUCGAAGCCGUACUACUGGGAGGCAGGCACCGCCAAAGAGAAGGAGUUCUUCAUCGGCAGCAUGGUGAAGAUCUACAACAAGUACACAAAGGGCGACUUUCCCAUCUUGUCCGGAUUCGGCGCCGCCGAGUUGAACAGCCUGACGAAUGGCCGGCCGCACCUGGCGACAGCAGAAGGCAAGGCCAGCGCGAAACUAGGAGGACGUGAGGAAUUGCAGGAUCCAGCCGUGCAGCGGCAAUUCCCACCCAAGUCGCCAGGACCGCCACCUCGGAGACCAGGCGACUUCUCGUCCGCUCCCUCCGACGAAGGAAGAAGAGGACCUACACCACAGACCUCGAACCCGAACUUCAGAAGACCUCCCGGCGAGUUUGCCGGACCUCGAAGACCUGGGCAGGACGAGCGCGGUGGCAGCAGGCCAAGUACCGGAGACGAUGCCCGCCGGCCCUCACCGUUCAACCAGAAUCAAAACAUGCCGCCUGUGCCGUCCUUGCGGCAGAAACCAUCCAUGGAACAAAGCAUUCGAUCGCGACCUAGCGGCGAAAGCAUGAGACCGCGUCAACAAAUGCGAGACCCUGUACCACCAACGCCACCAAUGCCGUCUCAAAAUCUGACACCCCAAUCCUCGACAUCUGCAUUUGGUGUUCGACCAGAGACCCCACAAUCAGGCGGCGACUUUGUUCCGAACUUGCCGUCGGCACUGAGUCCAGGGAGACGAGUACAGGCCGAUGAUGCUCGCUCUCAACGAUCACAGAGGUCUUUUGAUGAGCAGUCGUUCGAGAGUGCAAGUGCAAAUAUGCCUCCACCUGAGCAGCGCAGACAGAAUGGAUUUCCGUCGCCCAGGCGAGAUAUAUCUCCAAGAGGCCUUAGGCCCGGCACAGCUCAAAGCAACGCGAGUUCGAUCACUGGUCGCGUCGAGGAUAUGCCUCCAGAAGCACCUCCACAGCGCCGUAGACCAUUUAUGGACUCUCAACCAUCCUCGCUAUCACAGCAGAGUGCUGUCAGCACCGAUAAUGAGGGAGGUUCGUUCCGCACCCCAUCAGCCACCCCGCCGCCCCCGCUAGAAGUCCCGCCGCGGAGGAGACCACAAGAUAUCCCAGACAGGCUCAAGCCUGCCUCUCGAGAUGGAUCAGCGCCUCCACAGAACAUGCCACAAGCCAUGCCGCCGCCAACAUCGCCGCUUCCACCACCCCCGCCUGCAGUUCUGCCUGAGCCGCCGGCACCUGUGACUGUGCCUGCACCUGAGCCUGCGCCAGCGCCUGCGCCUGUGCCCGCGCCAGCGCCCGAACCGGUAGCCGUAGAAGAGCCCCCAGUUCAACAGCAAGCACCUAGUGAACCAGCUGCGGCGCAGCCUGCAGAGGCCUCUUUAGCUGCCGCAGAGGAGAAGGAGUCUCAGGCAGGCGCGAACCGGUUCCCAAUGCUGAAGAAGACAGUAUCACCUCCAGCGGAUGCUGCGAAUAAGUUCCGUAAACUGGCUGCAGCUGCAGGUGCCUUCAAGCCCCGAGCUGGAGGUGCCGCUGCAAAGCUGCUUGCAAAGGAGACAAAGACGUCUGAUGAACCUGAUGGCAUCAGCGGGGUAUUCGUGCCCAAGCGACUAGCACCUGUAGAGGCACCCAAAGAAGAGGCUGUUGAGAAAAAGGCGGAUGAGCCUGGGUCAAGACCGACGUCAAGCCGCGCAUCAAGGGAUCUGCCGAAGAUCACCACUGAUGCUGUACCCGCAGUCACUGUUUCGGGCCCACUUUCGCCUGUCCCGGCCAUAGAAGAGCCUCAACCGGAGCUUGCAGAAGAGGAGGCCCUUCGAGCACCAACCCCAGAGGCAUUGGAGGCCACCACUGCUGAUGUGGUAGCUGAUCCAGAGCCACGUAAGAAGAAGAGACGCUCUAAUCAACAGGUCAUGAACAUUUCCAAGCUUGGCAUUGAUCCCUCCAUCAUGGACGAGCGAGGUCUGGGCUUCGAAAGUCUGCUUACAGAACUCGGUUGGGGAGGUAGUGACAUUACACCGAAACAUAUUGAGACCCUUGAGAUUGACAUCAAGCGUGAGAUUGCACGUGUUGAAGCGGGUAGCUGGCUCAAUCAUCUUGAACAGAAAGAUGAUCGAGUCGAAGCCGUUGAACGUAUGCUGGAUCGUGCUAUCGCAGAGUGCGACGAAAUGGAAGGUCUGCUUACCUUGUACAACGUCGAAUUAAGUAGUCUGAACGACGACAUUGCCUUCAUUGAAGCACAAAGUCAGGGUCUCCAGGUGCAGACAGCUAAUCAACGCUUGCUGCAACACGAACUACGACAGCUGGUUGAGACGAUUUCGAUUACGACCGAUCAACUAGAAGUCUUGCGACGUGCGCCGAUCGGCAAGCUCGGCGGCUUGAACGAGAUUGAAGAUGCACUGGUGUUGCUUUACAAGGCACUACUCACCAUCGAUCCUGCCUUCGUCGCAGGCAGAGGCGCCAGUCUGGGGAAAGCAACGAGUAGCUCCGGCUUUGGCAAUAGCGAGCUCGCGACCAUGCAAGCCUUGCAGGAGAAGCGCGAUAACUACCUCGGUGAGGGCGCUAUGUUCUUGGACCGACUGAAGAAGCAUAUGGAGAUUACUUUCGGUGCUGCUUUUCUGACGACAAUGGACGCUCUGAAGCAGAUUGAUCAAGGUUCCAUGCCAUCUCUGAGGAAAAACAUCGAGGCGCAUGACGCUGGCCGGAGCGAACUUUGGAUGUUGAGUCCAGUCAUCCUCUUUGCUAAAGAGAUUGAUCGAAAUUCUUGGGAUACUCUGAUCCGCAUGUAUCAAGGCCAAGCUGCUCAACUAUAUCAACAAGAGGUCCGCGACAACAUGUUGGCCUGGAGACGAUUUGCCCGGAAACCUGGAGGUGAUGAACAGGACCUGCUUUUCACCAGCACACAAGAAAAGGAGCCCGAGAGCAUGGCAGGAACUGCGCGUAAGCUCACCGUCAAGCGCUCUCAAACACUGGCUCGUGGCCUUCGCUCAGCAUCAGGCGAUAAGGAGACCAAGGUUGUCAGAGCUCCACAAGAUGGCAAGCUGCAUGCCUUCGACGUGUUCGGGAGGGUGUUGGAUGACAUCGGUCCAGUUCUACUCACUGAGCAAAACUUCAUCACUGAGUUCUUCCACGCUACAUCCACAGAUGCCAUCGACUUUCCAGAUGCAGUAGCGUCUGCGCCGCCACAAUCCCGUCGUGGACCAAAUUUGUGGAUCAGGAAGCAGUUCGAGGCCGACAGAUCGAUGGCUAAGCGCGUUGCUGAUGUCAUGGAGGACAUAUUCUCGUUCUGGCCGACUGAGAUCCAGAGCCUUGUGGACUGGGCUGUUGGGUCGGAUCCCCUUCAAGGAGUGGGUAUAUUGACAGCUGUCGAUCGUAAAUUGGUCGACAUCGAAGACUCAAACCAGGAUUUCCUCACACGUACGUUGCAGAAGAUCCACGAACGCCUGAAGGGCCUUUUCAGUCGUUUCCUCGACGAGCAGAUCCGCGCGAUCGAGGACACCAAAGUCAAGAUCAAAAAGCGCAAGGGAGUGAUUGCCUUUAUGAAGACGUUCCCUCACUUCUCCAUGGCCAUUGAGAACAUGCUGCUGUCGCCGUCGGAUGGCGGCGAUCAGCUUGAGAUCCGGCGCAUGGUCAACGACGGCUACCAAAGGAUCAACAAAGCUAUGUUUGAAAGCUUGAAGGUCAUUGCCAAAGAAUCACCUACGGUCAUGGGCACGCAAGGCCAGGGUGAUCCGGAGGAUAAAGAAGCCCUUAACUACCACAUUCUGCUCAUUGAGAACAUGAACCAUUAUAUGGAAGAGGUCGAUGCCCGCCCUGACACUGUCCUUGACUACUGGAAAGGCAAAGCUCAGGACGAGUACACUGAGCACAUGAACCUCUACGUCGACGCGGUUGUACGCCGCCCGCUCGGCAAGCUACUGGAAUUCAUUGAGUCGACUGAAACCCUGCUCGCUGCCCGCGGUGGCUCGCCAGUAUCUAUUGCUCAGCGAUCGUCACACUCACGCUCCGUAUUCAAGAAACUCGUAAACUCGCACGACGCCAAGGAAAUGCGCAAGGGCAUUGAAGCGCUGAAGAAGCGCGUCGACAAGCAUUUUGGCGAUGCCGAUGAUCCGAGCAUCAGUCGUGACUUGGUAUUCAAGGUGCUCAAAGAAUGCGAGAGGAAGUACAUCGGGGUCGGCGAAAGAGUGCAGAGGAUCAAUCAGGACGUAUACCAGGGCGAGGUUGAAGUCGACUGGGGUACGAACGAGGUGCAGGGUGCCUUCAGGCGAUAAUGUCUCGGAAAGAUAGGUGACUGGUGUACUACAUGAAGCGUUGUGUGUAUGUGGGACUGAUCGAUGUUGUAUAUGGUACACUUGCAUUGGAAUGGCAGCAGGCUACGGCCCCUGCUUGUUUAUGGCGUUCACAUUGGGCGACGCUGCGUUCAGAUGAUUGAAUCUAUGACGUUUACUUCA
Boeremia exigua is the source of this 5238-nucleotide messenger RNA. Its product is annotated as exocyst complex component Sec3-domain-containing protein. The transcript is spliced from 3 exons. Lineage: Eukaryota; Fungi; Ascomycota; Dothideomycetes; Pleosporales; Didymellaceae. The coding region runs from base 295 to 5058 and encodes 1587 amino acids. The record is from RefSeq and is a predicted model, not a curated record. Gene Ontology annotation, biological process: Golgi to plasma membrane transport; exocytosis. Gene Ontology annotation, cellular component: exocyst; plasma membrane. Gene Ontology annotation, molecular function: phosphatidylinositol-4,5-bisphosphate binding.